This is a messenger RNA of Owenia fusiformis, 667 nucleotides long. The record is from the annotation of a GenBank genome assembly. NCBI's taxonomy places the organism in Eukaryota, Metazoa, Annelida, Polychaeta, Sabellida, Oweniidae.
GUUCAGAGCUACAAUAAGUAGCAGCGGAGAGUCUAGUAUAUAGCUUUUGUGGGAUCUAGAAAUCAAAACAAAGGAAUACAAAGUUAGAAGUUUCAUUUCAAUGUAAAUUAUAUACAGAGCGCUGUUUGGGGUUGAACCAACACUUACGUGCAAGUUGCGGACACGACACACAACAGAAACACGCAUUGCGAUAUUCAGAUACACAUAUUGGAAAGGGGAUGAUGACCAAAACUAGCCUGCUUGAACUCGUAGCUGGACUGACGCUGCUGCUAUGUAUACUAGAGACAACGUAUGUACAUUGCGCAGUGGACAGUGACCUCAAUGAACUGUCAGAUAAUACAUUCUUAGAGAAUGACGCUGACAAAAGAGGAAUUGAUUCCAAUAUGUUUCUAGGAAGCUUAGGAAAACGUAUGAUCGAUUCUAAUCUAUUUAGAGGAUCACUCGGAAAAAGGCGAAUCGACUCGAAUCUAUUUGGAGGAUCACUCGGAAAAAGGCGAAUCGACUCGAAUCUAUUUGGAGGAUCGCUGGGAAAGCGACGAAUUGACUCGAAUCUAUUUGGUGGAUCACUCGGAAAGAGGCGAAUCGACUCGAAUCUAUUUGGCGGAUCACUCGGAAAGAGGCGAAUCGACUCGAAUCUAUUUGGAGGAUCACUCGGAAAGAGGCGAAU